This is a messenger RNA of Cucurbitaria berberidis CBS 394.84, 1071 nucleotides long. Its product is annotated as alpha/beta-hydrolase. Lineage: Eukaryota; Fungi; Ascomycota; Dothideomycetes; Pleosporales; Cucurbitariaceae. Gene Ontology annotation, molecular function: hydrolase activity. Bases 68 to 1063 code for a protein of 331 amino acids. The record is from RefSeq and is a predicted model, not a curated record. The transcript has 2 exons.
ACAAUCAACAUACAUUCGAGCCUCAUCCACAUUCACUCGACGCUGCAUUUGAAAACGGACAUAUAUCAUGGCAGACAACGAUGUUGCCACACGGGCACCUGAGAGCGAUGCGCAAGAAAAGCCUCAGGAGCCGGCGGAGCAGAGUCUCUUUCCUGGAGACACCAGAGCACAAGAGGGGCCGAGCAUGGGUGAACACUGCACAACAGACCGGCCUGCCCCGUCCGGCGAGAAACCGACUGGCGACCUUACAAAACUAGGCGGUGUCGAAUGCUACGUUGCGAAGCCCGCCGACUACCCACACUCACCCUCGAAGCUCCUGCUGCUACUCACUGGCGGAACGGGAGUCAAGUCCACCAAUAACCAGCUGCAAGCCGACAGGUAUGCCUCGGAAGGAUACCUGGUCGUCAUGCCAGACCAGUUUGACAACGACCCAGCACCCAACAGUGUUGAUAUGACGGAAAUCUCUCAGCAAGCUUCAUGGCUAGAAUCAAUCAAGCUGAGAACCGCUGAAGGCAUCAAGUCAUUCAUGAUCGACAUGUGGCUUGCAAGACAUACACCGGAAAAGGUGCUUCCAAUACUACACAAGGUCACGGAGGGGGCCAAGGAGGAGUUUGCAGAUGCUGUCGCCAAUGGAGGUGGAAUAUACGGCGUAGGAUACUGCUUUGGUGCCAAGUACAUUCUCGUUCUGGCUGGCGAGCACCCGGAUAUCGUUGCUGGAGACCAGGCAGCACCCAAAGAUGAGGAGCAAGGAACCAUCAAGAAUGAGCCUGUGCUCAAGGCUGGAGCUGUCGCACAUCCAACAAUGUUAACGAAGGAAGACCUGGCAGCCGUCAAGGCACCCAUCUACUUUGCUGCCGUCGAAAACGACCCAAUGCUGUCAGAGGAAGAAGUUCUGACGCCCGGUCGGAGAGCAAUGGAGACUAACAAGGUUGAGCACGAAAUCCAAGUUUUCUCGGGCGUACCACACGGAUUUGCUGUCCUUGGGGACUAUGACGACUCCAAGAUCAAGCAGUCGCAAGCGCAGGCGUUCGGACAGAUGUUAGGCUGGAUCCAGAGCCAUUAGCGAUGAAG